Molecule: messenger RNA, 1447 nt
Organism: Daucus carota subsp. sativus
Lineage: Eukaryota; Viridiplantae; Streptophyta; Magnoliopsida; Apiales; Apiaceae
Product: bifunctional UDP-glucose 4-epimerase and UDP-xylose 4-epimerase 1-like
Exons: 10
Coding region: 168-1220 (350 amino acids)
Biological process (GO): beta-D-galactose catabolic process via UDP-galactose, Leloir pathway
Cellular component (GO): cytosol
Molecular function (GO): UDP-glucose 4-epimerase activity
Source: RefSeq, a predicted model, not a curated record
ACACACAUUUUUGUCUAUAUAAACACACACCCGCCAAGACCUCUACACAUACUACAUUACAAGAUAAUUUGAAACCAUUCUCUCUCUAAUAUUACUUGCUCACUCAAUCAACUUCACUUUCUUGAUUUGCUCAAUUCCAGAUCAUCCCUAUCUUCUGUAAUUAAGACAUGGGUUCUUUGCAGAAGAGUGUUCUUGUGACUGGAGGGGCUGGUUUUAUUGGCACACACACUGUACUUGUGCUGCUUAAUCAGGGCUAUAAGGUCUCUAUUAUCGAUAAUCUUGACAAUGCUGUUGAAGAUGCUGUCUCUAGAGUCAGGGAUUUAGUGGGUUCUCAGCUUUCUCAGAAUCUUGAAUUUCAUUUGGGAGAUAUCAGAAAUAAGGAUGAUUUGGAGAAGCUAUUUUCGAAAAAUAAGUUUGAUGCUGUCAUCCAUUUUGCGGGGCUUAAGGCUGUGGGGGAGAGUGUUGCUCAUCCUUUCCGUUACUUCAGUAACAAUUUGGUCGGAUCAAUCACUUUGUAUGAGACAAUGGCCAAGUAUAACUGCAAGAAGUUGGUUUUUUCAUCCUCCGCAACAGUUUAUGGGCAACCUGAGAAAAUUCCAUGCGUUGAGGAUUUCGAGUUACAAGCCAUGAAUCCAUAUGGGCGCACUAAGCUUUUCCUUGAAGAAAUUGCUCGGGACAUUCAGAAGGCGGAUUCAGAUUGGAAAAUCAUUCUGCUAAGGUACUUUAAUCCUGUUGGGGCCCAUGAGAGUGGCAAAAUUGGUGAAGAUCCAAAGGGCAUUCCAAACAAUCUUUUGCCUUACAUACAACAAGUAGCUGUGGGCAGAUUACCUGAGUUAAAUGUAUAUGGUCAUGACUAUCCCACACCAGAUGGUACUGCGAUCCGCGAUUACAUCCAUGUUAUGGAUUUAGCAGAUGGUCAUGUUGAGGCACUUAAGAAGCUCACAUCAGAUGAUAUAGGUUGUAUUGCCUACAAUCUGGGGACUGGCCGUGGUACAUCUGUGCUUGAAAUGGUUGCGGCAUUUGAGAAAGCAUCUGGAAAGAAAAUCCCUUUAAAGCUUUGUGCAAAGAGGCCUGGAGAUGCUACCGCUGUUUAUGCAUCAACUGAGAAAGCAGAGAAAGAGCUUGGUUGGAAGGCAAAGUAUGGUGUGGAGGAGAUGUGCCGUGAUCAAUGGAAAUGGGCAAGCCAGAACCCGUAUGGAUACAGAUCCAAGCCUGAAUAGCAACACCAAAAGAAAUACACAGCGUCUGCAAAAUGGUUACCGAACCCCUUACAUACUAGAAAGGGUUUGCUAAGCUUCUCCAGAUAUGCACUAUACUGUCAAUUUCUUUUCUGUGAAUCAAAAUGGUUUACAAGAAAUUUGUGAAUGCAAAUAGAAUAAUACCAGUGAACUGAUGUGAAGUUUGUGAUAAACAAUGUUUUACCAGUUAAUCAUGGAUCCUUUGAAUA